Myxocyprinus asiaticus (Chinese sucker) is the source of this 2115-nucleotide messenger RNA. It is a transcript of the gene alg8, whose product is annotated as ALG8 alpha-1,3-glucosyltransferase. Gene Ontology annotation, cellular component: endoplasmic reticulum membrane. The transcript is spliced from 13 exons. The record is from RefSeq and is a predicted model, not a curated record. Gene Ontology annotation, molecular function: dolichyl pyrophosphate Glc1Man9GlcNAc2 alpha-1,3-glucosyltransferase activity. The coding region runs from base 40 to 1614 and encodes 524 amino acids. NCBI's taxonomy places the organism in Eukaryota, Metazoa, Chordata, Actinopteri, Cypriniformes, Catostomidae. Gene Ontology annotation, biological process: protein N-linked glycosylation.
UUAAAUAAAGUUUUCUUUAAAUUACUCCUAGAAACUGUCAUGGCUGCGCCCAUGACUAACGAUCAGAGUUGUGUUUUUGCUCUGGCACUCGGAGUCUCCUUUCUUAAAUGUCUUUUGAUAAAUGCCUACUACUCUACUGAUUUUGAAGUUCAUAGAAACUGGCUUGCCCUGACUCACAGUCUGCCAGUCUCACGGUGGUAUUAUGAGGCAACAUCUGAGUGGACAUUGGAUUAUCCUCCUCUCUUUGCUUGGUUUGAAUAUGGACUUUCACAUAUUGCCAAAUUGUUUGAUAAGGAGAUGCUGGUUGUUCAGAAUCUGAAUUAUUCAAGUCCAGCCACAGUCCUGUUCCAAAGGCUGUCAGUCAUUGUGGCUGAUGUGGUCUUAUUUUAUGCAGUUAAAGAGUGUUGCAAAUGUUUGCGAGAAGACAAAGGAAAAGACAUUUUAGGGAAACCAUCUUUCGUCCUGGCAGUUUUGUUGCUGUGGAACUUUGGGCUUCUAAUUGUUGACCAUAUUCAUUUCCAAUAUAAUGGCUUUCUGUUUGGUGUUCUUCUUUUAUCAAUAGCGAGACAUUUUCAGGGCAGACACUUGGAGGGGGCCUUGCUGUUUUCCAUCCUUUUAAACUUGAAGCACAUAUAUCUCUACAUCGCACCUGCAUAUGGGAUCUUCCUGCUCAGAUGUUUUUGUUUCACCCAGAACAAUGCAGAUGGGUCUUUGCAGUGGAGAAGUUUCAGUCUUUUACGAUUGGUAGCACUUGGAACAAUUGUUUUGUCUACCUUUGCAGUGUCAUUUGGACCUUUCAUAGCUCUGGGUCAGCUUCCACAAGUCCUGUCAAGACUGUUCCCUUUCAAGCGUGGUCUGUGUCAUGCAUACUGGGCACCAAACAUCUGGGCACUUUACAAUAUAGCCGAUAAAGCUUUUUCCAUCUUGGGUGUGAAAUUCAAACUGCUUGACAUCAACAAACUCCCCAAGGCCUCAAUGACCGGUGGUCUGGUUCAAGAGUUUCAGCACUCUGUGCUCCCUUCAGUUUCUCCUUUAGCAACCCUUGUUUGUACAUUACUCUCAAUACUGCCUGCUCUUUUCAGGAUAUGGCACAGACCUAAUGGAGCUAGAGGAUUCUUGCGGUGUCUUGUCAUUUGUGCCCUUGGAUCAUUUAUGUUUGGAUGGCAUGUACAUGAAAAAGCCAUUCUGAUAGCAAUACUUCCUUUGAGUUUGCUUGCAGUGGAGAAUAGGGAAGAUGCCAGGAUAUUUCUUAUCCUCAGUACAACUGGUCAUUAUUCCUUAUUUCCACUCUUCUUCACAACCCAAGAGUUGCCCAUCAAAAUUUUUCUCAUGAUGCUGUUUACAAUCUUCAGUUUCACCUCACUAAAGAAGCUGUUCAGGAAGGGAGGAGCUUUGGUGAACUCACUGGAAUCAUUAUAUCUCUUGGGCCUGAUUCCCCUGGAGCUCACCUGUGAGUUUGUUUACCCAAUGACUGUCUGGCAGAAGACAUUCCCCUUCCUCCCUCUGAUGCUUACCUCAGUUUACUGUGCACUGGGAGUGACAUAUGCCUUCAUCAGACUAUAUAUAUUAUUGCUUACCUGUUCAAACAACACAAACAAAAUGAAAACUCAAUGAAUAAUGUGAUCACUCAUUACUCAUCCUCAUGUUGUUCCAAACCCAUAUGACUUAGUUCUUUGGAACACAAAGGGAGAUGUUAGGCAGGAUGUAAGGGACCUAAAGCUUCAGUCCCCAUUAACUUUCAUUUUAUGUAAAAAAAUAAAUAAAAAAGAACCAUGCCAACAUUCUUCAAAAUUUCUUAUCUUGUGUUCCACAGGAAAAAAAUAAAUACAAAUUAUACAGGUUUGAAACAACAUGAGGCAAGUAAAUCAUUUUUGGAUGAACUAUCCAUGUUUAAAUUUCCCUGAAUGACCAAAAUGUUUCUUUGGAACAAAAUGAGUGAUUGUAGUUUAUCUCUUGGGAUUUGUUUGGGAAUGGUUUGUGGGAUAUGAAUAUCUUGGUGCUCGGUUAUUUACUAUAUAUUAUGUAGACUAUAGAAACAAAUGUCUAUUUUUUUUAAGGUGUUUCUACAAGUUAAUUUGCUCAAUAAACUUGCUUAUUCCGGUAACCUACAGACAA